Eimeria mitis is the source of this 639-nucleotide messenger RNA. RefSeq lists its product as uncharacterized. Lineage: Eukaryota; Apicomplexa; Conoidasida; Eucoccidiorida; Eimeriidae. The record is from RefSeq and is a predicted model, not a curated record. Bases 1 to 639 code for a protein of 212 amino acids. The transcript has 3 exons.
AUGAGAGUAACAGCAACAACAGCAGCAACCACAGCAGCAGUACCCACGAAAUACCAACAGUUGAACCUGCACACAGCAGCAGCAGCAGCAGCAGCAGCAGCAACAUCAGCAGCAGGAGCAGCAGCAGCAUCAGCAGCAGCAGCAGCAGCAGCACCAUCACCACCAUCAGCAGCACCAUCAGCAGCACCAUCACCAGCAGCAGCAGCACCAUCACCAGCAGCACCAUCACCACCAUCACCAUCACCAGCAGCAGCACCAUCACCAGCAGCAUGGCAGCAGCAGCAGCAGCAGCAGCAGCAGCAACAUCAGCAGCAGGAGCAGCAGCAACAUCAGCAGCAGCAGGAACAGCAGCAGCAGCAGCCGCAGCACCACCACCACCAUCACCAGCACCAUCACCACCAGCAGCAGCAGCACCAUCACCAGCAGCAGCAGCAGCAGCACCAUCACCACCAUCACCAUCAGCAGCAGCAGCACCAUCACCACCACCACCACCAUCACCAUCACCAUCACCAGCACCAUCACCAGCAGCAGCAGCAUCAGCACCAGCAGCAGCAGCAGCAGCAGCAGCAGCAGCAGCAGCAGCAGCAGCAGCAGCAGCAGCAUACGUGCGUCCAAAGACGAGUGCAUCGAGAAGCAUAG